CAGCUGGCCAGUGGAAUGGAUGAGCCUUACCAGAAAGAAGGCGUGGAUGAAGACGGGUGUCCAGAAUACAGCGGUCGUGAGACCCGAGACUGGACGGAUCCUCAGCCCCAGUCCCCGUAUCGGCUGACCAAAACAGAGCCCGGUCCGGGACCGUCCAUCGGGUGGGGGGAUUGUCCCUAUCCCGAUGACACCCAUUUCACUCUCAGCGUUCCCGCUUCGGGAGAGGCGGGGCAGUCAGAGCACAAGGCGCAGUUUUUGUCAGCCCUAUCCGAGGAUCGCCUGCCCCCAUUGGGCCGUUUGGAGGGUGAGGAGCAGAAAGAUGCUCUACCGUCACAAAACACAGGUGGCAAUGAUGCGAAUGAGCCGUCGCUAAGUCCGUCAGCCUGUGCUAACUUCGGUUAUACCUCCGCUCUCUUAAGGCCAAUCUCGUCUCCAAUAGGCCAGGAUUCUCAUUUCAAACCACUUUCCCUUCUGGAGGACAACACCGGUCAAAAUCUGCCCACGUUACCCCCUGACAGACCCAGACUUUCUCCCGUCAAUUUUAAGACGUCUCCAAAGCGGGUAAUCAUUCCUGCAGAUCCGCAGGUGUGGACAGUGGAACACAUUCAACAGUGGUUAGAUUGGGCAACGCACGAAUUCCAACUCCUAGACGUAGAUCUCAGCAAGUUCCUUCACAUUGACGGCAGGGCGUUGUGCCGUAUGUCUCGGGAAGAGCUAGCACGGCUAGUCAACACACAGAAUGCCGAAGUCCUCUUCUACCAUCUAGAUAUCCUCAGACAAUCUAUUAUACCCCCGCAUUCAGACGAAGUGGAUCGUUCUUAUUAUCAGCAAGGUAUGAGAUCAGGGCUGGAUCCCGGAAUUAAACCCGAACCUUUCCAAAUGCCGCUGUCCGAACCUGUGGACCCGUACCGCUUCCCCAAACCCGAUCCGACCUUUUCCAAGUCCCCAUGGAACUCGCAGACACCAUCGCCAAGCCAAGGUUAUGGGCCUUCAUCUAUGGCCAUGGUACCGAAAUCUUCAAACCUGGAAAGUGCGCAUGCGCAGUGGAGGCCCCAGGAUCCAUAUCAGUUAUUUGGACCUAUGUCGAGCAGGUUAUCUCACUCUGGAAGCGGACAAAUCCAAUUGUGGCAGUUCCUUUUGGAGCUUCUGUCGGACAGUCGCAAUGCGAACUGUAUAACAUGGGAAGGAACAAACGGAGAGUUCAAACUGGUCGACCCGGAUGAGGUGGCAAGAAGAUGGGGAGAACGCAAAAGCAAACCCAACAUGAACUACGACAAACUGAGCCGAGCUCUCCGAUAUUACUACGACAAAAACAUCAUGACCAAAGUUCAUGGCAAAAGAUACGCCUACAAAUUUGACUUUGCUGGACUGGCUCAGGCAAUGCAGCCGUCAACCGCUGAUCCCAGUGCUUAUAAAUAUCAACAAGACUUCCUCAUGCACGGUUACCCAAGCCCAAGGUUGAACUGUAUGAAUGCGCAUGCUCCCAUGACAACAAACACUUCCGGAUUAUUUGGGGCGCCGGGUCCAUAUUGGUCAUCUUCGAAUGGAAAUUUGUAUCCGAAUUUAUCCAAUCACAUUCUGACUCAUCAUCCGGGCCAUAUGUCUUCACAUCUGACUUCCUACUACCCAUAAUGCUAUGUGUGGAUGGCCAAUCAUUUGUUGUACAGACCCGUGUUUGUAUAUAUAUAUAUUUUCGUGGGUUUCGUAGACUUUGAGUGUUGAAAUGUCUUAGUGAGCGGAGAUGGAGUGAAUGUUGAGUGUUUUUUCUUAAACUGACAAAGUUUUCUUAUCCGAUCUGGUUAUAUAAAACCCCAAAUGGGCACAAUUAAACACAGAUAAAUCUGAAUGCAUGAAUCUGUGUUACAGUACGCCAUACACGGAACACUGUGACAGACUUGGAUUUGAUCACUCCAAUCAAAUGAUCAUCAUUCACUAGCCGGAUUUAUCUGCAUGUAUCGAUUAUUAUAUGCGUGAACCGGACAUAGUAAGCUACCUAUCAAUUAAAAGGUAAAAAAAAAAAAAAUAAAAAGAAAAAAAAAAAACGUUUGAAACUACAAGAUUUAUGAGGUAGUACGUAUAACACUAUCCCAAAGCUGAGGAUUGUGACGCAAGCAAUUAUUGCCCUGCACUAGACACUCGAAGACUUUCCUGUCUGUUGUCAAGUGUAGAAGGUUUUCAAAUAUAGGCCUACCAGAGUCGUCUUUUGGGUAGUAACAAACCGCUGAAGUCGGUUUCGCCUAUAUAGCUUUCAAAGCAAGGUUCCUUCUGCUUCUGUGAAGACCUGAAAAGCCUGGUGAGCUAUUCUUUUAAUAACAGUGAAUAAUUCAAAAUUCAUUUUAGCCGAACGGAAGCCAUUAUUGAUCCACCAUAUGAAGCAAGCUGCCAGAAGAGCUAAUAAUCAAUAUUUCCUCUAAUUACCUCCCCUUAACCUCUGUCCCGACUGUAAUGACACUCGAUUAUACUCCAAGUUUACUCAUGAACCCUGUAGCAGAAAUUCUCAACUCGUGGCAUUACAGCGGUGUUACUAAAUUUUGGGAUGUUCAGAUAUUAGUUGCAUUUAUGGGAAUAACCUUCAAGUCUGUGUGAGCAGUGGACUUGAGCAUCCAGUCUGUCCUGCUACACAAUGAUAUCAGCGUAACAGUUUGACGGUAAUGUGGCCAAGGAACAUCGAUAUGUAUAUGGUACACAGGGGGAAAGACGCUAAUUUUUUGUAUUAAAAUUGCAAGCAUAGAAACAUGUCAUUUUUGGAUCGAGAAGAUAAUGCUGAAAUGGUAUUUUCUCACAAAACCAGACAUAGAUUUUUCCGGCUGUAUCCCAAAUAAAGAUGAGAAAUGAGUGACACAUUAAAGCCUGUAGCGUGUGGCAUGCAUGUUACAAGAGCUUGUGGUGUGUUUCUAAGGUUCAUAUCUUUGACUGGUUAUUUUUUCUGUAUAUAUGUAUAUGUACAUACCAACUAUUAAAGCUAAAGCUACUCCUUC
Molecule: messenger RNA, 2978 nt
Organism: Liolophura sinensis
Lineage: Eukaryota; Metazoa; Mollusca; Polyplacophora; Chitonida; Chitonidae
Product: transcriptional regulator Erg-like
Exons: 8
Coding region: 16-1632 (538 amino acids)
Biological process (GO): cell differentiation; regulation of transcription by RNA polymerase II
Cellular component (GO): nucleus
Molecular function (GO): sequence-specific DNA binding; DNA-binding transcription factor activity, RNA polymerase II-specific
Source: RefSeq, a predicted model, not a curated record